Molecule: messenger RNA, 1280 nt
Organism: Salvia miltiorrhiza (redroot sage)
Lineage: Eukaryota; Viridiplantae; Streptophyta; Magnoliopsida; Lamiales; Lamiaceae
Product: protein MIZU-KUSSEI 1
Exons: 1
Coding region: 290-1090 (266 amino acids)
Biological process (GO): hydrotropism
Source: RefSeq, a predicted model, not a curated record
UGGAAAUGUGAUUAUUUAAAUAUAGAAAUGAAAGGCAAUUGGAUAUAAAUAUGAAAUAUAUGCACAAGGCAUGACUCACUCCAUUCAUCACUAACCUCCACAGUUCCCCUUUAUAUUCCACCCAGCUCCCUAAAACCAUCAUCAUUCCUUGUCCCCUCCAUUCACUAUUUUUUUUUCUUCCCUCUCAAUUAUAAACCCCCAUUUUCAACAUUAAUUCCUCAAAUUUAAGCCCCUCACCUCAUUGGGAUUUUCAUUUUUAGUGGAAACACACACACACACACACUAGUCCAUGAUGAGACAGCAUGAGCAAAUAGUGGCAAGCCUUCCAAGAAACAGCAGCUGCAAGAGCAGCAGCAAGAUCAUCCCCGCCAGCUUCACUCGCUCCACCUCCAACGCCGACGCCUUCCACCACAAAGCCCUCGUCCGCCGCCCCGCCGCCGCCCUCCACCAAACACGCAGCGGCGUCUCCACCUUCCUCCGCUCCCUCAUCUCCAUCUUCACCUUCCCCUCCUUCCUCCCGGCGUGCCGCUGGCUCCACAUCCCCACCCACCUCUCCGUCACCCCCUCCCUCGGCCGCAAGGUCACCGGGACCCUCUUCGGCCACCGCCGCGGCCACGUCAGCUUCGCCGUCCAAGACGACCCGCGAUCCGAACCCGUCUUGCUCAUCGAGCUCGCCCUCUCUACAUCCACUCUGGUCAAGGAGAUGUCGUCGGGCCUCGUGAGGAUCGCGCUCGAGUGCGAGAAGCCGCCUCCAGCUCCGCGCGGCGGGCGGGCGGCGGCGUCGAGGCUGUUUGCGGAGCCGGCGUGGACGAUGUACUGCAACGGGAGGAAGUGCGGGUACGCGGCGGCGAGGGCGUGGACGGAGUCGGACCGCCACGUGCUGCGGACGGUGCAGAGCGUUUCGGUGGGGGCCGGAGUGAUUCCGGUGGUGGACGACGGAAGGAAAGGGAGCGCGGCGGAGGGGGAGCUGCUGUAUAUGAGGGCCCGCUUUGAGAGGGUGGUCGGCAGCCGUGACUCCGAAGCUUUCUACAUGUUGAAUCCGGAUGGAAAUGGUGGGCCCGAGCUCAGUAUUUUUUUACUCAGAAUUUGAUUUUUCUUUUUCAAAAUGAAAAACAUGUAUGGUUGCUUGUAGUUGUUGGGGUUUGGUGCUUUUUUUUUUUUUACAUAUAUAAAACAUAAAUAAAUUUGAUGAUAAUUAGAGGGAAUAGGUUGCGCUUAGGGAGGUUGUACUUUGUACUUUGUGAUUUAUACUUCGAUGUGGGGGAUGGAUUUUUGUUUAA